ACUAGUCCACUCAAAAUGCAAGAAUGGAGCAACUUUCAAGGGGAAAUCUACAAACUUGAUCUAAGACUAAUUUGAUGACGCUGAAUCGAAUGGUGUAAAUUAUUUUGCUAUCAACCCCCGGCAACAUUGAGAAAAUAAGGGUUAAAAGUUUAAAACGCUUACAAUUCGAAAACUAUUAAACAGAUUGAAAAAAUACUUGUGCCAUCGUUUUUGGACGAUAAAAAUACGUAAGAAAGCACCCUAUUAAUUUCCGAUAACUAAAAAAUGAAUGGUUAAAUAGUAAAAAACAACAGUGAGCUCGGGGUGAAAACCUCGAAACUUCGAAGGCUUCAAAACAAGUUUCAUGAUCCGUUGAUCAUCGAUCGACCCCCCUCCCUCCGAUGCUUCAGUUUUGUUCGCGUUUUUUGACUAUAUAUACGCAACGCGUGUCUAUUCACACAUACAUUAAUGAUCUCGAAAACAGUCGUAGUUUCAAGAACAACGUGCUCGCAUCUUUUUUUAUUCUUGACUCGAAGUCACCGUGAUAUUACGAGAAUCUCUGUAAAAAUGGGCCCGCUCGAAAGUGCCAAAAAAGUAGCUGCUUGUAAAGCUGUCGACGAAUACGUCAAGGACAACAGCGUCGUCGGAAUUGGCAGUGGCUCUACCGUUAUUUACGCUGUGCAUCGACUAGCUGAACGCGUCCAAGAAGAGAAAUUGAAUGUGAUCUGUGUCCCUACGUCUUUUCAAGCGAGGCAACUCAUCGUGAACAAUCAUCUGACACUAGGAGAUCUUGAAACAAAUCCGAAAUUGGAUUGCGCAAUCGAUGGAGCAGACGAGGUGGACUCUGAGAUGAAUCUUAUCAAGGGAGGAGGUGGAUGUUUGCUGCAGGAGAAGAUAGUGGCAUCGUGCACCGAGAAAUUGGUGAUCAUCGCAGAUUACACAAAAAAUUCGGAGCAUUUGGGUGAGCAGUAUAAAAAGGGGAUUCCAAUAGAAGUUGUACCGAUGGCAUACGUUCCUAUAAAGAAUAAGAUCGAGGAGAGUUACGGUGGGAGCGCAAAAAUUCGUAUGGCUGUUGCAAAAGCAGGACCCGUCGUCACGGAUAAUGGAAAUUUCAUUCUCGAUUGGCAUUUUCCCCAGGGCUUGGAAAACUGGAGUAAAAUCAAUACGGAAUUGAAACUCUUGCCCGGCGUCGUUGAAACUGGUUUGUUCAUUAAAAUGGCCACUAAAGCUUACUUCGGCAUGUCGGACGGCAGCGUUAAAGAACAGUCUUGACUUUUCUAUCGCUGAAAAUACACAUUUUGCCAUACUAUUACUCCGAGAGCCAGUUUCACUUGAACUUUUAUAGCGAGCGUCCUAGUCAGGCAUGUCUCAAGAAAAACUAUAUCAAAACAGCAGUCACCACCCCGUGGGUUUUUUUCAUUGCUCAAAAUACUGUUUAUAGCCCCUACCGAGAAACUAUUCCUUUUUUUAUUAUUUUUAUUUUUUGAAUACGACAGGAUUCGUGUUGGUAGUAAUAAAAAUCAAUGUUCUUAUCA
Messenger RNA from Venturia canescens, 1514 nucleotides. RefSeq names its product Ribose-5-phosphate isomerase (gene Rpi). Gene Ontology annotation, cellular component: intracellular membrane-bounded organelle. NCBI's taxonomy places the organism in Eukaryota, Metazoa, Arthropoda, Insecta, Hymenoptera, Ichneumonidae. Gene Ontology annotation, molecular function: ribose-5-phosphate isomerase activity. The transcript is spliced from 6 exons. The coding region runs from base 448 to 1251 and encodes 267 amino acids. The record is from RefSeq and is a predicted model, not a curated record. Gene Ontology annotation, biological process: D-ribose metabolic process; pentose-phosphate shunt, non-oxidative branch.